AAGAUUCCCGUUCUGCCGCCGGUAGUGAAUGAUGGGUUAGUCUUGUCGUUGCUGCGGAACAGUGCACAUCAUCGUCUGCUGAGGUAUCACCUCGUCCGAGUGUAGUAAUUGGUGGUGAACAAUACAGUUUAUCAUUGUGAUCAAUUUUACCAAAGAUUACCUCAUACGAUAACGCAACAAGCAACGAAUGUUUACAGCCUACUUACUUAAACAUCAUCUCAACCGAACGACCUAAAUUAUUGCGUCCAGAUUCGUGUACUUCAGCAUACCACUUAACAAAUCUGCUUAAAUCGGUGAUCGCUAGUGUUUUCGUUUUACCUGAUCUAUAUUAAGUUUAGUGUUAAACAAGGGAAAUAAUAGUAGGGAAGUUUAUUUUUUACAAAAUUUACACUUUAAAUUAGCUGUAAGGGUAGGAGUUCAUCGGCAUCACCAUGUCAAUGUGCGGUGCUCAGAUAGCCUUGAAGGCGUUCAAAAGGGCUCCACGUAUCAGGGUUUGGUCCAUGACCAAGAAUGCAUAUUCUACUAAGGUAGAAUACAAGCCAAUUCGAUCCGUGCUGGUUGCGAAUCGCGGCGAAAUUGCCAUCCGUGUCUUCCGAGCAUGUAACGAAUUAGGCAUUCGAUCGGUGGCGGUGUACUCGGAGCAGGAUAAGAUGCACAUGCACCGUCAGAAGGCCGAUGAAUCGUACAUGGUGGGCAAAGGCCUCGCGCCAGUCGAGGCGUAUCUAAGCAUUCCGGAGAUUAUUAGAGUCUGUAAGGAGAACGACGUCGAUGCUGUACAUCCAGGUUAUGGUUUCCUAUCGGAGCGAUCCGACUUCGCCCAGGCCGUCAUCGAUGCUGGCCUUCGAUUCAUCGGCCCGUCGCCGAAAGUUGUGCAACAGAUGGGAGACAAGGUAGCCGCACGUCAGGCAGCCAUCGAAGCCGGUGUCCCCAUCGUGCCGGGAACGGAUGGACCUGUCACGACCAAGGAAGAAGCUCUCGAUUUCUGCAAGAAACAUGGGCUGCCCGUAAUCUUCAAGGCCGCCUAUGGUGGAGGUGGUCGAGGAAUGAGAGUGGUGCGAAAGAUGGAAGAAGUCGAGGACAAUUUCCAGCGAGCCAGCUCUGAAGCCAAAGCAGCUUUCGGCAACGGUGCCAUGUUCAUUGAAAAGUUCAUCGAACGGCCACGUCACAUCGAGGUACAGCUGCUCGGAGACAAGGCCGGUAACGUGGUCCAUCUCUAUGAACGUGACUGUUCGGUGCAAAGACGUCACCAGAAAGUCGUUGAAAUUGCUCCUGCGCCACGUUUAGCUCGAGAGGUUCGAGAUAAAAUGACUGAAUACGCCGUGAGACUGGCCAAACACGUUGGAUACGAAAACGCCGGAACAGUCGAAUUCCUCUGUGACGAAUCGGGAAAUUUCUACUUCAUUGAAGUGAACGCCCGCCUUCAAGUAGAGCACACCGUCACGGAAGAAAUCACUGGCAUUGAUCUCGUCCAAUCACAAAUCAGGGUAGCCGAAGGCAUGACAUUGCCUGAACUAGGAUACAAUCAAGAAAACAUUAAAACUCAGGGAUAUGCCAUCCAGUGCCGUGUAACUACUGAAGAUCCUGCCAACGACUUCCAGCCGAAUACCGGCCGUUUGGAAGUGUUCCGAUCCGGUGAAGGUAUGGGUAUCCGUCUGGACAGUGCCUCUGCCUAUGCCGGUGCCAUCAUCUCACCCUACUACGACUCCCUUCUGGUCAAAGUCAUUUCGCACGCUUCCGAUCUACAAUCUUCCGCUGCCAAAAUGAACCGUGCUCUGCGUGAAUUCCGAAUCCGUGGCGUCAAGACGAACAUCCCAUUCCUGCUGAACGUGCUGGAAAAUCAGAAGUUCCUAAACGGUGUGCUGGAUACGUACUUCAUUGAUGAGCACCCGCAACUGUUCCGCUUUGCCAAAUCCAAGAAUCGUGCACAAAAACUGCUGAACUACCUUGGAGAAGUGCUAGUGAACGGCCCCACUACACCGCUGGCGACCAAGUUGAAGCCCGCCGAAGUGCAGCCACAUGUCCCACAUUUGCCGUUGGAUUUGUCACCAGAAGCACUAGCGGAAGAGGAGAAAGGCAUAAAAGUGACCGAUCCGCCACGAGGAUUCAAAGAUAUCCUGCGCGAGCAAGGCCCAGAAGGAUUUGCCAAGGCGGUCCGAGCUCAGAAGAACCUGCUACUGAUGGACACCACUUUCCGUGAUGCGCAUCAGUCUCUGCUGGCCACCCGUGUCCGAUCGCACGAUUUGCUGAAGAUCUCCCCUUACGUGUCGCACAAGUUCAACAAUCUCUACUCCCUCGAAAACUGGGGCGGAGCCACCUUUGACGUAGCCCUGCGCUUCUUGCACGAGUGUCCAUGGGAACGCCUGGAAGACAUGCGCAAACAGAUCCCGAACAUUCCAUUCCAAAUGCUACUCCGAGGUGCCAACGCUGUUGGUUAUACCAACUAUCCCGAUAAUGUCGUUCACAAGUUCUGCGAGCUUUCGGUUCAAUGCGGCAUGGACAUUUUCCGAGUGUUCGAUUCCCUUAACUACCUGCCUAACCUGAUUUUGGGAAUGGAAGCAGCUGGUAAUGCUGGAGGUGUUGUAGAAGCCGCAAUUUCCUAUACUGGAGAUGUAAGCGACCCAUCCAAGAAAAAGUAUGACCUCAAGUACUACACCAAUCUAGCCGAUGAACUAGUCAAGGCUGGAACGCACGUUCUUUGCAUCAAGGAUAUGGCUGGCCUACUCAAGCCCCAAGCUGCCAAGUUGCUUAUCGCCGCUAUCCGUGAAAAGCAUCCAGAUGUUCCAAUCCACAUUCACACCCACGACACUUCUGGAGCGGGAGUUGCAUCUAUGCUGGCCUGUGCUGAAGCUGGAGCCGAUGUUGUGGAUGUUGCCGUAGACUCCAUGUCCGGAAUGACCUCUCAGCCUAGUAUGGGUGCCGUUGUGGCCUCGCUACAGGGAACUAAGCUGGAUACCGGUCUAAAUCUGCGUGACAUUAGCGAAUAUUCCGCCUACUGGGAACAAACUCGAACCCUAUACGCACCAUUUGAGUGCACUACGACUAUGAAGUCUGGAAACGCUGACGUGUACCUGAAUGAAAUUCCUGGAGGCCAGUACACCAACCUCCAGUUCCAAGCUUACUCUCUGGGAUUGGGCGAUUUCUUCGAGGAUGUCAAGAAGGCCUACCGCGAAGCUAACCUGUUGCUCGGUGACAUUAUCAAGGUCACUCCGUCGUCCAAGGUCGUUGGCGACUUGGCUCAAUUUAUGGUACAAAAUCAUCUUACAGCCGAUCAGGUCAUGGAACGGGCGGAAGAACUAUCCUUCCCCAAAUCUGUAAUCGAAUUUCUGCAAGGCGCUAUCGGAACUCCCCAUGGUGGAUUCCCUGAACCAUUCCGGUCUCGUGUGCUUAAGGACAUGCCUCGCAUUGAAGGACGCCCAGGAGCUUCGCUGAACUCGCUAGAUUUCGACAAACUCAAAAAAGACCUCCAAGAAUCUCACCCUGAUGUGUCGGAACGCGAUGUGAUGUCCGCCGCUCUGUAUCCUCAGGUCACCAACGAUUACCUCAACUUUAGGGACUCAUUUGGACCAGUAGAUAAGCUAGAUACCCGUGUAUUCCUAACUGGCCCGAAGGUAGGCGAAGAGUUCGAAGUUACUAUCGAAAAGGGCAAAACACUUGGCUUCAAAACUCUCGCCAUGGCUGAAGACUUGACUGCGAAUGGCGAACGAGAGGUCUUCUUUGAGUUGAACGGUCAACUGCGGUCAGUCAUGGUUCGCGAUAAAGAAGCCGUCAAGGAGCUGCACAUCCAUCCAAAGGCGAGCAAAGGAAACAAGGAUCAAGUUGGUGCCCCCAUGCCUGGUUCCGUUAUCGAAAUCAAAGUGAAAGUGGGAGACCGCGUUGAGAAAGGCCAGCCUCUGGUGGUACUGUCUGCGAUGAAAAUGGAAAUGGUCGUUCAAUCACCACGAGCGGGAGUUGUCAAAACACUGGACAUUACCUCCGGUAUGAAGCUCGAAGGCGAAGAUCUGAUCCUGACGUUGGAAUAGGUUGCAUGAUCCCGAGGAUUGGCAGUUGCAGAAAAGACGAACCGUUACACGGACAUUUCAUGUGCGGUAUUCAUAUUCAUUGGAGCAAAGUCGUCGCUUUCUUGAAGAUUAAAGGGAUUAAGUCCGUGGGGAAUGUACAUUUUCAUAAUAUGCUUAAAUUGGUGUGUUGCGUCGAGUAAUGUUAUCGUGUUCUGCCAUAGGCAGCUUUUUUGUUACAAGUGCAAAAACUACAUUUAUUUUUGAUUUAUAUUUUAAGUUGAAAAUACAGGUAAAUACUCAAAUUGUA
Armigeres subalbatus is the source of this 4305-nucleotide messenger RNA. RefSeq names its product pyruvate carboxylase, mitochondrial (gene PCB). Gene Ontology annotation, molecular function: metal ion binding; pyruvate carboxylase activity; ATP binding. Bases 432 to 4019 code for a protein of 1195 amino acids. Lineage: Eukaryota; Metazoa; Arthropoda; Insecta; Diptera; Culicidae. The transcript has 10 exons. Gene Ontology annotation, cellular component: cytoplasm. Gene Ontology annotation, biological process: pyruvate metabolic process; gluconeogenesis. The record is from RefSeq and is a predicted model, not a curated record.